GUCUAGUGGUAGAAUAGUUCCCUGCCACGGAACAGACCCGGGUUCGAUUCCCGGGCAGUGCAAUUGUUGUUUUUACAUUUUGUUUGGUCUGUGAAGUAACCGGUUCGAUUCCCGGGCAGUGCAAAAGCUUUUAAUUUCUUACGUUUCAAAAACUAUUUUAGGGCGAUUUCUAGAGCAAGCGCCCGGCGGCGAUGGGGAUCAUCCGCCAGGUAUGGUGGCGCUUCGGCGGCAAGCUCGCGAUCAGCUCCAUUUCGCCAUCGCCGAGCGCUGGCAAGCCGCGAUCGCGGUCCGGCGCCAUCGAUUCCUAUCUAGAUGGCCUCUUACAGGGAAAUCCGCGCAGGAAUUUUUCUUCCAAGAGUUUCUUCAUCGAGAGCGCUGGCUUGGAUUGUAGAAAGCUCAGCCAGAGGUCCUACUACGUCGAUCGAUAUGGUGUCCGGCAUUUCGAGCAAAGGAGCCUGGGAGGGAUGAGAGGAUGGGCCAAUGCAGGAGGUGGUGUCUCUCAGAAAUUCCUUCUCGUGGCUGGCUGCAUCGGUGGCUUCAUGGUUUACUUCUACUACACCCAUUUGGAGGUGGUUCCAUACACGAACCGGAAGCAUCUGGUUCUCAUAUCCCCGCAGAUGGAAGCGAUGCUUGGCGAGACAACUUUCAACAAUAUGAAGAAACAAUUCCAGAACAGGAUCUUGCCACCUUACCACCCGGCUGUCGUUCGAGUCGCCAGGAUCGCUCAGAACUCGAUCAACUCGGCGAUGGAAGGGAUUCAUGCCACUGGAAAAAAUCAGCUGGAGUACACUCCGGAUGUGUCGAAGAAACUGCCUUCCGCGAGGAGCCGAGAUUACGUGCUAGGACCAGCCGAGGACGUGGAACAGCCAUCGUUUUUUCUGAAACUUGGGGAGAAAGAUCUGUACCGUGAGAACGAGAGUGCGGUGGACGAUGUGUGGGUCGAGGACUGCCGAAAGACUGCCAAGGAAAAGGGACGCAAGGCUCAAACGCAGCACGUCGAUCACUUCAAGUGGGAGAUCGUUGUGGUGGAUGCCAACGUGGUGAACGCUGCAUGCUUGCCGGGUGGUAAGAUCAUCGUCUUCACGGGGCUCUUGAAGGCGUUUCCUCACGACGAGGAACUAGCGACGGUCCUCGGACAUGAGGUUGGCCACGCAAUUGCCAGGCACACUGGAGAGAUGCUUACACGAAGCAUCUUCAUUGGCUUCAUCGAGUUGCUGUUCCUAGUCGUUGUCCAGGCUCCCAACAUCGUCGGCCCAGCUUCCGAUCUCUUGCUGAGGCUUCCGUUCUCUAGAAAGAUGGAGAUUGAAGCCGACCAUAUCGGAGCUCUAGUCAUGGCUGCGGCUGGCUACGAUCCCAGAAUUGCUCCAGGAGUUUAUCUCAAGCUGGGAGAGCUGCAGAAACUCCCCGAGUAUGUCCAGUACAUCUCCACGCAUCCGUCAGGUCGAACUCGCGCAGAGGGGCUCUUGAAGUCGCAGACUCUCAAAGAGGCGACACGGAUCUAUCUGUCAAAACAAGGUGGCUGGGAGAGUUCAGGCUUUCUCAUGUAGGGCGAUUCGACUCGUCCAACUUAGUCACGUAAAUCUGUGAGGUACACUGACGCUCUGGAUGUUUUCCGGGCCUCUAUCCAUCAACAUUCGAACAAUGGCUGUGUUUGCCAGCUAACUUUUUAAUGUUUUCUCUACAGAUGUUUGUAGGGACGAGUGUGUCCUUAUUUUCUUGGAAGAACUUCCAUCGUCGUGCUGGCUCUGCGCAAGGCCAGCUCGCGAGCAACGCUUUGUCAACCCGUCAAUCACGCACAAGAUCGCCUAUCAAGGGCCACCACAGAGCCAGUUUAUUCCACUCCCGGACUUUAUGAAGCGCGCUUUUCUUCCUCUUGCUAAUCACGCUCGGAGAAUAUAUCCCAUCGUCGAAUCUCGCUAUCCAGAAGCCGCCAGGUCUGUCCGAGCAUUCAAUUCUUUUAGGCGCAUUUCUUUGUCUUUUUUUCUCUUCUUUUCGUCUGGGCUGGUUCUUCACAGUGGUGCAGUCCAGUGUAGUGUUUGGUCUCUUUUCCCCUGCUUCUUUUUAUGGAUUGGACCGGACUGGCGGGCCUGUCUCUCUGUGUGUGUGUAUGCAUUGUGUGUGUGUGUGAGUGAGUGUGUAGUAUGUGUGUUCCAAGCUGGAAAGCAGUGUCCCGCUCGCCCUUUUCGGUGUUGGGAACUUCUUCCAAUAAUGACGGAUUGGAUCAAGCCGAGCGAGAGACCUCUCGCCCGCGCUUAAGCGAAGGAGUUUGGCAGCUUUUGAGUUGAGUUUUCUCGUCUUUGUCCUUAGUUUGGAACUAAGCUUCUUGUUCUCUUCUCUAAGCUCUCGGUUGAUAGAUAGCUUCGUAUUUAGCUUAAAUCUAGUCGCGGAGCCAGCGGCCAUGGUUUCUGUGCGUCCUUGUUAUAGUUUAGCUUGUUAAUCUUAGCUUACGUCCUGGCAUGAGCCAGAGACAAAGGAAAGCUCGUCAAAAAAAAUGAAAGAAGGGGUUCUUUGUC
This is a messenger RNA of Selaginella moellendorffii, 2513 nucleotides long. RefSeq names its product mitochondrial metalloendopeptidase OMA1. The record is from RefSeq and is a predicted model, not a curated record. Bases 192 to 1547 code for a protein of 451 amino acids. The transcript is spliced from 6 exons. Gene Ontology annotation, cellular component: membrane. NCBI's taxonomy places the organism in Eukaryota, Viridiplantae, Streptophyta, Lycopodiopsida, Selaginellales, Selaginellaceae. Gene Ontology annotation, molecular function: metalloendopeptidase activity.